Messenger RNA from Seriola dumerili (greater amberjack), 1890 nucleotides. It is a transcript of the gene ppm1e, whose product is annotated as protein phosphatase, Mg2+/Mn2+ dependent 1E. Gene Ontology annotation, molecular function: protein serine/threonine phosphatase activity; cation binding. Gene Ontology annotation, biological process: protein dephosphorylation; negative regulation of protein kinase activity. Lineage: Eukaryota; Metazoa; Chordata; Actinopteri; Carangiformes; Carangidae. The record is from RefSeq and is a predicted model, not a curated record. The coding region runs from base 1 to 1890 and encodes 629 amino acids. The transcript is spliced from 8 exons.
AUGGCCGGCUCUGCAGCAGAGGAGAAAACCUUCCGACGGUUCCUGGAGCUCUUUCUUCGGGAGAUGAGAAUGCCUCUGCAGGACAGCGACCCGGUGCCGAUGCGCCCCUUGACGGACCUGGUGUCUGAGGACGAGGUGGAGGGGGAAUGCCUCGACCUGUGUCUCCAACACCUCUACAAAUAUAACUGCCCGUGCUCCCUGGCUGCAGCCCUGGCCAGAGCCACAGCAGACAGCGUUGUGAAGGCUGACCUCUCCAUCCACCACCUGAUUAAGGCCGUAGAAGAUGGCACACACACACACUCACUCACACACACUCACACACACUCACAGAUGGAGUCUGUGAAGCUGGCCCGGGUGGUGUUUAACAGACUGUUUGAGAUGUGCUGCCUCUGGCUGAAGGAGUUUCCCUUCCGCCGCCGCCCACAGCCAUACUAUGAAACUUCCAUCCACGCCAUCAAGAACAUGAGGCGUAAGAUGGAGGAUAAGCAUGUCAUCAUCCCAGACUUCAACACACUCUUCAAUGUUCAGGAUCAGGAAGAACAGGCUUUCUUUGCCGUGUUUGAUGGUCAUGGCGGUGUUGACGCUGCCAUUUAUGCUGCCAAUCACCUCCACGUCAACUUAGUUCGUCAGGAAUCUUUCAGCCAGGACCCCGGCGAGGCACUCUGCAGGGCCUUCAAACUCACCGACGAACGCUUUGUGAAGAAGGCCUCACGAGAGAACCUGCGUUGUGGCACAACAGGUGUGGUGACGUUCCUGCGGGGCCAGACGCUGUAUGUGGCCUGGCUGGGAGACUCCCAGGUCAUCCUGGUCAGGAGAGGACAGGUUGUGGAGCUGAUGAAACCACAUAAACCAGACAGAGAGGAUGAGAAGCAGAGGAUCGAGGCUCUGGGAGGCUGUGUAAUCUGGUUUGGCACAUGGAGGGUCAAUGGCAGUUUGUCUGUAUCCAGAGCAAUAGGGGACUCAGAGCACAAACCCUACAUCUGUGGUGAUGCAGACCAUAGUAUCUUCCCACUGGACGGUUCAGAAGACUACCUGAUUCUGGCCUGUGAUGGCUUCUGGGACACAGUGAGUCCAGAUGAGGCGGUGCGGGUAGUCAGCGACCACCUCCAGGAGAACACUGGAGACACCACCAUGGUGGCCCACAAGCUGGUGGCCUCUGCCCGUGAUGCAGGCUCUAGUGAUAAUAUCACUGUGAUAGUGGUCUUCUUGCGGGACCCACGCUCCCCAGCACCCACCAGCACUGAGGACGAGGAGGAGGGUGUGGUGGAGGGACAGGUGGAGGAGGAGGAGGCAGCGGAAGUGGAGGAGGAGGAACAGGAGGAGGAGGAGGAGGAAGACGAGGCAGUCAGGGCAGAGCGUGAUGGUGGAGAGGGAGGCAGCACUGCGGACAUCGGGGGGAAGGGUCGCGGAGGCUGGCCCCUGCAGCAGUGCUCGGCCCCCGCUGACCUCGGCUAUGAAGACCGAACGGACUCGUUCACGGACAGAACUAGCCUCAGCCUGCUGGGGCCAUCGCUGGAGGGCCGCAUCUCCCUGACCCAGGGCUCACGGCAGCCCUGCUCCGACUUUAGUCCUGACCUCUUCACAGCCUCCCGCAUCUACCAAGAAGAACGCCCACUGAGGCGCAGGUCCUGUAUCCCUUUUCAGGAGUCCAGCAUCUCUAGCUUCACGGACCCACUCUGGCCCCAGACAGCCAUGCUGUUGGGGCAGGCAGUGAGGCGAAGCCGCAGGCAUGGUUAUGGUAGUCGCUUAUGGAGCCGUAGGUGGCCAGGCAGAUCUAGGGAGCUGUUAGGCCUGUCACCAUCUGGCCACUUGCUGCCCUACACGCAGCGCUACUCCAAUCGGAAGCCUGGAGUGGCAGUGCCUCAACUGCCCUAUGAUGCCACCAUCUGA